Messenger RNA from Coregonus sp. 'balchen', 6874 nucleotides. The record is from the annotation of a GenBank genome assembly. NCBI's taxonomy places the organism in Eukaryota, Metazoa, Chordata, Actinopteri, Salmoniformes, Salmonidae.
AUGGGAGAUAUCUUGGGCCAGGUGAAGGGACAGACUGUUACAGACAACAACAGCGUGGCCGGGGACGCAGAUAACGUCCUGCAGCCCAUCAUGGACUUCCUCGACACCAAGUGAGACACAGAGACCGAGACGCGCACACACACAUAUGUUUUGGCUCACAAAGCACUUCAAAGGUGCCAAAUUUGUCACAUACACUACAUGGCCAAAACUAUGUGGACACCUGCUCGUGGAAAAUCUCAUUCCAAAAUCAUGGGCAUUAAUAUGGAGUUGGUCUAAUAAACUACUCAAAUACACACAACCUGACAAAGAAAAGUCAUAAACAUAUUUAUUUGAGAAUCAUGUCACCUUCCAUCCUUGUCUAGUCAAGUUUGGCCCUCUGGUAAAGUAGGCAGCAGUCUCGUCUGGGGGCCUGUGGGAGGGAUGCACUCUAUGCGGGUUGAGAGUCAGGGGCAGACCAGGCUGUGAAUGCGAUGUUAGGGUGACAAAGUCACAGUCAAAACAAUAUUGGAGUUGGCCUGAAAAAGGAAGUAGCAAUGCAAUCGCAGCGAGGUAUUGGAACAUAUGAUUAUUGCUGCAAAUUGGACAACCUGGGGGGAUGGUGUUCAGCAGAUGGUAUAUCCACAUACAUUAUCUAUGUAGUCGUUUCAAUGGGAGAAACCAAGGGUUUAUUCAGUGUACAUCAAGGAAAACCUGUGAUGUUAAACUGUAAGAGGUUUGUUAUACUGAUGCUAAGGAAAGGGGUGAAUCAUUAAUUGCUAAUAAACUGUUAUAGUUGGUUGGCUGUAGAUGGUUUAUGCAAUCUAUUGAAGUUUAAACAGGUUGAAAAUGCACACUCCCUCCCUCAAUCCCUCCCUCCCUCCCUCUCUCCCUUCCUUCCCUCCCUCCCUCCCUCCCCACCCUCCCUCCCUCCCUCCCUCCCUCCGCUCCCUCCCUCCCUCCCUCCUCUCUCUUAAACUGUAAGUGUUUGUUAUACUGAUCUAAGAAAGGGGUGAAUCAUUACUUGCUAAUAAACUGUUAUAGUUGGUUGGCUGUAGAUGGUUUAUGCAAUCUUUUGAAGUUUUAAAAGGGUUGAAAAUGAUCCACACUCACGAACUCCGAUCUCUCUCUAUCUCUCUAUGCUCUCUCUCUCUCUCUCUCUCUCUCUCUCGCUCUCUCUCUCUCUCUCUCUCCUCUCUCUCUCUCUCCCUCCCUCCCUCCCUCCCUCCCUCCCUCCCUCCCUUGCAUGGGUGUACUAAGGUGCAUGUAUUCUCUCCUCUAUAGCCUGUCGCUGUUUGCUAAGAUCUGUGAGAAGACUGUGCUGAAGAGAGUGCUGAAGGAACUGUGGAAACUGGUCAUCAACACUAUGGAGAAAAGCAUUGUGCUUCCACCGUUCACAGACCAGUCGGUGAGUAACACACACACACGUACACACGUACACACACACACACAUUUUCUUAUGUCUACAAACCUGAGCAUAAUUCUCUUCCAUACAUUAUCUUCCAGUCUUUUUAAAUUAUUUUCCAUGGUAUAAUACAGUAUCUACCAUUCAUUUAUAAAUAUGAUGUUCUGGUUAGAAUCCAAGGUUGUGAACGGGCCCAUUGGCUAGAAUAAGAGGUAGAGGAUUCAAUGGUUACUUCCUGGUUGUUGAUUUGUUGAGAUGGGCCUGUGCAGAUUCACUGACCCCCUCUCUCUCGCCAUCGCCCCACCCUCUCCUCCUCAGGUUAUAGUAAGUACUGUGUGUGUGUGAGUCUGUGAUGUGUGUGUGAGUGUGUGUGUGUGUGCGCGCUCGUGUGAACAAGUGUGUGUGUGUGUUUCUCCCUGUAUGAUGUCUGUCAGCACGGACACACAGAGUCCUCUGCUACCUGUGACAUCACUCCUCUUGUCCCCCAUGCUACUCUGUGUAACCCCCUCCCUGUCUCAGAUGUAUCCCAAGCUCCUAGGCCCACUUGUAUAACUCCAGAAGGAUUGGGUUGUUGUAAGCAGUAAAGCUAACACCUAUCCACUCCCUCCAGAUCUACAUGAGUGACUAGUGGGUAGGGGGAGAGGGCUUGAUUUGAGUGCAUUGUCUAGUGUCAUUAUCAAACCCUGUCCGUAUGUAGAAUGAGAAUGGGUGCAACGGCUGAGCGAUGGGAAUACCUGAACCUGGUGGCACAGCUGUAUACAGCAAACCUUAAUACCCCUCCUUGCUUCAUAUCCUACCAUACCUUAGGGUUCCUAAAAAUUAGUAUAUCCUUGUCUCAUCUCUUAGUCUCCUUUCUAUAGUCUACUUUUCAUCCUCCUUAGUCUCUCUUUCUUAGUUCUCUCCUCCUAGUCUCCUCUUCCUCCCUCCUUAGUCUCAUCUAUCCCCCUAGACUAUCUUCCUCCUCCUAGUCUCCUCUUCCUCCCUCCUUAGUCUCCUCUUCCUACCCCUUAGUCUCCUCUUCCUCCUCCUUAGUCUCAUCUUCCUCUCUACUUAGUCUCUUUCCUCAGUAUUCUGCUACUUAGUCUCAUCUUCUCCCCUUAGUCUUUCUUUCCUCCUCCUUAGUCUCCUCUUCCUCCCCCCUUAGUCUCCUCUUCCUCCCUCCUUAGUCUCCUCUUCCUCCCCUUAGUCUCCUCUUCCUCCUCCUUAGUCUCCUCUUCCUCCCUCUAGUCCUCUUACUCCCCUUAGUUCCUCUCCUCCCCCUUAGUCUCUCUUCCUCCUCUUAGUUCUCCUCUUCCUCCCUCCUUAGUCUCCUCUUCCUCCCCCUUAGUCUCCUCUUCCCCCCUCCUUUACCUCUGUCUCAUAUUUUUCUCCUUGUCACGUUUUUCUUUUAGAAGGAACGUGUCCUUCCGCUACAGUGUUGCCUGUAUGUUGAAUGGAUUGGAGGUUUCCACACAACCCCGUACUGGAUUUGAAACCUCUCCUGCACAUGUCUUUUUUCCCCAUUCUUUAUUGUGACAUGUUUAACUACAUGUAUGUGUCAUUUGUACUCUCCUCAUCUUCUUCAAACAACUCUCCCCCUCCUCAUGCUCCUCUCUCUACACCUCUUUCCCAACCCUCUUCCCUCUCUUCUCUCAUCACCAUCACCCCUCUCUCUCGCUCUCUUUCUCUCUCAUGCUCACUCUCUCUCUCUCUGUCUCUCUCACUCUCCCAACCUCACACUCUCUCUGUCUCUCACUAUCGCUCUCAUUCUCUCAACCUCUCUCUCUCUUUCCAUCACAGGGCACUCAGAUGAUCUUUAAUGCAGCUAAGGAGUUGGGCCAGCUUUCCAAGCUCAAGGUAAUUAUGAUGACACAUUAGAAAGAGUUCCUUUCUUGAUUUCUACAGCAUGUUUCAUAUAAAAUGCAGUCCUGUCAUGCAUUGUGUCGUAUUAACUACAUUGUUGCAUUAACUCUGUUGUCUGUUUCCCGGUACACUGCAGGAGCACAUGGUGAGAGAGGAGGCCAAGGCUCUCUCUCCUAAACAGUGUGCCAUCAUAGAGCUGGCAUUGGACACCAUUAAGGUACUGUAUACUAUAUGCAGUAUGUAUAACAUGUGUACUAUGUACUGUGCAGUAAAUAGUAUGUGUCUGCUACUGUAUGCAGUAUGUAGUACAUUGAAAAUAACUGUCAAACAUAAAGCUACUUAAAGCAUCCAGGUAUGAUGCUUCAUAACUUGUUAUAAGCAUGUAUGAGCCGUUGUGAUGUCUUAUAACAAGGGUUGGACUAUGUUACAUCUCUCUAAGGAUAAAUAACAAUGCCUGUUGACCUCUCCCCCUGCAGCAAUACUUCCAUGCGGGUGGUGUGGGUCUGAAGAAGACGUUCCUGGAGAAGAGUCCUGACCUGAAGUCUCUGCACUAUGCCCUGUCCCUCUACACACAACACACUGAUAAACUCAUCAGGAAGUUUGUCCUCUCACAAAAUGCUCAGGGUACGUCACCCCCUCUGUCUGUCUGGCUAGUGGUCUGGCUGUCUGGCUGGCUGGCUGGCUGGCCCCUCUGGCUAGCUGGCUGGCUAGUGGGCUGGCUAGUGGGCUGGCUGGCUGGUAGGCUGGCCGGCCGGCUGGCUCGCGGGCUGUGUGUCUGUCUGUCUGACUGACUGGCUGGCUGUUUGUCUGUCUAUCUGCCUGUGUGUCUGAUAUCUUUUUGAAUGCUAACUGUCAUUGUGAAAUUUGUUAAAAUAAUACAUCCUACUGAAGUCUCUUCUCUUCCACUCUCUCUCUGCUAGUCCAUGGAGGGAAGGGGGUUAGGUAUACCCUCAACGAAGACACAUUACCAGAAAAGGGUAAGUGCCUGUGACCGUGCAUACCCCCACCCACCCCUCAAUUUCUCCCUCCCUCUCCUUCUCUCUACAUCUAUCCAUUAUAAACAGGUCCAUUAUAGUUGGAUAGGUCUAGAGAGGCCAAGCUACAGGUGUUUUCAGGAGAAUUACCAUCAAUUAGUGAAUUACAGUAUUGUCUGCAAGUCUGUAGCUUGGCCUUAACCCUGGUACUAAACCUUGCCCAGACAAGCCCUGCUCGUCUCAUUACCAAGAGGUGUGUGUUUUAGUACCAAUCGUUCCGUUUAUUUAGUUUAAUUAGUUUACAUCCCUAUUAGUGAGCAUUUCUCCUUUGCCAAGAUAAUCCAUCCACCUGACAGGUGUGGCAUAUCAAGAAGCUGAUUAAACAGCCUGAUCAUUACACAGGUGCACCUUGUGCUGGGGACAAUAAAAGGCCACUCUAAAAUGUGCAGUUUUGUCACAUAACACAAUGCCACAGAUGUCUCAGGUUUUGAGGGGAGUGUGCGAUUGGCAUGCUGACUGCAGGAAUGUCCACCAGAGCUGUUUCCAGAGAAUUGAAUGUUAAUUUCUCUACCAUAAGCUGCCUCCAACAUCGUUUUAGAGAAUUUGGCAGUACGUCCAACCGGCCUCACAACCGCAGACCACGUGUAACUACGCCAGCCCAGGACCUCCACAUCUGAGGGGGGUGCUGAGGAGUAUUUCUGUCUGUAAUAAAUCCCUUUUGUGGAGAAAAACUCAUUCUGAUUGGCUGGGCCUGGCUCCCCAGUGGGUGGGCUUCCAAGUCGGUAGGCCUAUGCCCUCCAAGGCCCACCCAUGGCUGCACCCCUGCACAGUCAUGUGAAAUCCAUAAAUUAGGGCCUAAUGAAUUUAUUUCAAUUGACUGAUUUCCUUAUAUGAACUGUAACUCUAACUAUUUUUGUUCAGUGUCUAUAUACUAGAUAUUAGGAAUAUCUUUCAAACAAAAAAUAACAUUAUUAACCGUUUUUUUCUAUUUUCUUUUUUAAAUGGACACACACACAGGAAAUGGACACACACAGGAAAUGGACACACACAGGAAAUGGGCACACACGCACACUCUUUAAUCAGGGAAUGGACAAUAGAGUAGAGGAUCCCAGUGGUGGAACGAUCCAAAUGUCAGACACACACAGAUUUAUCAGCCUGUCUUUGCUUUACUGUACAUUAAACUAGCCUGUGUCAGGGGGUGUCAGAGGGCUCUGGUCAACAGCAGUGAUCUCAACUCUGUGUGUCUGAUGUGGUGGUUAACCCUUGACCUCUGGCAGGGUCGGGAGUGGAGGAGCCAAUCGGAGAGGUGGUAAUGCACGUGGAGAUCUUCACCCACCCCAACACUGGAGAACACAAGAUCACUGUGAGAGGUGAGAGCGGAAGGGAUGGAGGGAGGGGCUGAGGGGGGAGGGAGGGGCUGAGGAGGAGGGAGGGGAUGAGGGGGGGGGGGGGGGGGGGGGGGGGCUGAGGGGCUGAGGGGGAUGGAGGGAGGGGCUGAGGAGGGAGGGAGGGGCUGAGGGGGGGAGCGAGGGGCUGAGGGGGGAUGGAGGGAGGGGCUGAGGGGGGAGGGAGGAAAGGCAAAAGAGAGGGAGGGAUGAAAGGGGAGGGGUAAUGUGGAACGGGAGUGCGUAAGGUAGGGUUGAAGAUGGGCUUUACAUGCGUUCUAAUUGCACUAGACUUGAGCUUCUUUGAAAUGCACUACAAACUAGCUACAAACUAGCUACAAACUACUGUAGCUACAAACUAGCUACAGCACAUGUCAUUUGUACUCUCCUCAUCUUCUUCAACCCCUCCUCAUGCUCCUCUCUCUACACCUCUUUCCCAACCCUCUUCCCCCUCUUCUCUUCUCUCAUCACCAUCACCUCUCUCUCUCUCUCUCUCUCUCUCUCUCUCUCUCUCUCUCUCUCUCUCUCUCUCUCAGUGAUUGCUGCUAAUGACAUUAAGUGGCAGACCCAGGGGAUCUUUCGUCCCUUCGUGGAGGUCUACAUCAUUGGUCCCCACCUCACUGACAAGAAGAGGAAGCACGCCACCAAGUCCAAGAACAACAGCUGGUCACCCAAGUUCAACGAGACCUUCCAAUAGUGAGUAUAUCAGGUCUCUGUCUGGUGGUGGGGGGGGGGGGGGGGGGAUGUGUGUGUGUGUGUGGAGGGGGGGGGGGGGUCUGUGUGUGUGUGGAGGGGGGGGGGGGGGGGGUCUGUGUGUGUGUGUGUGUGUGGAGGGGGGGGGGGGGUCUGUGUGUGUGUGUGUGUGUGUGUGUGUGUGUGUGUGUGUGUGUGUGUGUGUGUGUGUGGGGGGGGGUCUGUGUGUGUGUGUGUGUGUGUGUGUGCGCGUCAAUGUCAAUAUGUGUGCAUUAUCUAACAAACCUCUCAUCUGUCUCCUCUCUAGUUCCCUGGGCAGUGAGUUGGGUCCGGAGGGCUAUGAGCUUCAGGUGUGUGUGAAGGACUACUGCUUCGCCAGGGAGGACCGUACAGUGGGCAUGGCCCUGAUGCAGUUGAAGGACAUGUCCUCUCGGGGUAGCAUGACGUGCUGGCUCCCCCUGGGGAAGAGGGUCCACAUGGACGAGACGGGCCUGACGGUACUGAGGAUCCUGUCCCAACGCAACAACGACGACGUGGCCAAAGAGUUUGUCAAGCUCAAGUCAGACCAGCGCUCUGCCGAGGAGGGACGGGCGAGCUGA